GAACCCGAACCCGAACCCGAACCCGAACCCGAACCCGAACCCGAACCCGAACCCGAACCCGAACCCGAACCCGAACCCGAACCCGAACCCGAACCCGAACCCGAACCCGAACCCGAACCCGAACCCGAACCCGAACCCGAACCCGAACCCGAACCCGAACCCGAACCCGAACCCGAACCCGAACCCGAACCCGAACCCGAACCCGAACCCGAACCCGAACCCGAACCCGAACCCGAACCCGAACCCGAACCCGAACCCGAACCCGAACCCGAACCCGAACCCGAACCCGAACCCGAACCCGAACCCGAACCCGAACCCGAACCCGAACCCGAACCCGAACCCGAACCCGAACCCGAACCCGAACCCGAACCCGAACCCGAACCCGAACCCGAACCCGAACCCGAACCCCCGAACCAACCCGAACCCGAACCCGAACCCGAACCCGAACCCGAACCCGAACCCGAACCCGAACCCGAACCCGAACCCGAACCCGAACCCGAACCCGAACCCGAACCCGAACCCGAACCCGAACCCGAACCCGAACCCGAACCCGAACCCGAACCCGAACCCGAACCCGAACCCGAACCCGAACCCGAACCCGAACCCGAACCCGAACCCGAACCCGAACCCGAACCCGAACCCGAACCCGAACCCGAACCCGAACCCGAACCCGAACCCGAACCCGAACCCGAACCCGAACCCGAACCCGAACCCGAACCCGAACCCGAACCCGAACCCGAACCCGAACCCGAACCCGAACCCGAACCCGAACCCGAACCCGAACCCGAACCCGAACCCGAACCCGAACCCGAACCCGAACCCGAACCCGAACCCGAACCCGAACCCGAACCCGAACCCGAACCCGAACCCGAACCCGAACCCGAACCCGAACCCGAACCCGAACCCGAACCCGAACCCGAACCCGAACCCGAACCCGAACCCGAACCCGAACCCGAACCCGAACCCGAACCCGAACCCGAACCCGAACCCGAACCCGAACCCGAACCCGAACCCGAACCCGAACCCGAACCCGAACCCGAACCCGAACCCGAACCCGAACCCGAACCCGAACCCGAACCCGAACCCGAACCCGAACCCGAACCCGAACCCGAACCCGAACCCGAACCCGAACCCGAACCCGAACCCGAACCCGAACCCGAACCCGAACCCGAACCCGAACCCGAACCCGAACCCGAACCCGAACCCGAACCCGAACCCGAACCCGAACCCGAACCCGAACCCGAACCCGAACCCGAACCCGAACCCGAACCCGAACCCGAACCCGAACCCGAACCCGAACCCGAACCCGAACCCGAACCCGAACCCGAACCCGAACCCGAACCCGAACCCGAACCCGAACCCGAACCCGAACCCGAACCCGAACCCGAACCCGAACCCGAACCCGAACCCGAACCCGAACCCGAACCCGAACCCGAACCCGAACCCGAACCCGAACCCGAACCCGAACCCGAACCCGAACCCGAACCCGAACCCGAACCCGAACCCGAACCCGAACCCGAACCCGAACCCGAACCCGAACCCGAACCCGAACCCGAACCCGAACCCGAACCCGAACCCGAACCCGAACCCGAACCCGAACCCGAACCCGAACCCGAACCCGAACCCGAACCCGAACCCGAACCCGAACCCGAACCCGAACCCGAACCCGAACCCGAACCCGAACCCGAACCCGAACCCGAACCCGAACCCGAACCCGAACCCGAACCCGAACCCGAACCCGAACCCGAACCCGAACCCGAACCCGAACCCGAACCCGAACCCGAACCCGAACCCGAACCCGAACCCGAACCCGAACCCGAACCCGAACCCGAACCCGAACCCGAACCCGAACCCGAACCCGAACCCGAACCCGAACCCGAACCCGAACCCGAACCCGAACCCGAACCCGAACCCGAACCCGAACCCGAACCCGAACCCGAACCCGAACCCGAACCCGAACCCGAACCCGAACCCGAACCCGAACCCGAACCCGAACCCGAACCCGAACCCGAACCCGAACCCGAACCCGAACCCGAACCCGAACCCGAACCCGAACCCGAACCCGAACCCGAACCCGAACCCGAACCCGAACCCGAACCCGAACCCGAACCCGAACCCGAACCCGAACCCGAACCCGAACCCGAACCCGAACCCGAACCCGAACCCGAACCCGAACCCGAACCCGAACCCGAACCCGAACCCGAACCCGAACCCGAACCCGAACCCGAACCCGAACCCGAACCCGAACCCGAACCCGAACCCGAACCCGAACCCGAACCCGAACCCGAACCCGAACCCGAACCCGAACCCGAACCCGAACCCGAACCCGAACCCGAACCCGAACCCGAACCCGAACCCGAACCCGAACCCGAACCCGAACCCGAACCCGAACCCGAACCCGAACCCGAACCCGAACCCGAACCCGAACCCGAACCCGAACCCGAACCCGAACCCGAACCCGAACCCGAACCCGAACCCGAACCCGAACCCGAACCCGAACCCGAACCCGAACCCGAACCCGAACCCGAACCCGAACCCGAACCCGAACCCGAACCCGAACCCGAACCCGAACCCGAACCCGAACCCGAACCCGAACCCGAACCCGAACCCGAACCCGAACCCGAACCCGAACCCGAACCCGAACCCGAACCCGAACCCGAACCCGAACCCGAACCCGAACCCGAACCCGAACCCGAACCCGAACCCGAACCCGAACCCGAACCCGAACCCGAACCCGAACCCGAACCCGAACCCGAACCCGAACCCGAACCCGAACCCGAACCCGAACCCGAACCCGAACCCGAACCCGAACCCGAACCCGAACCCGAACCCGAACCCGAACCCGAACCCGAACCCGAACCCGAACCCGAACCCGAACCCGAACCCGAACCCGAACCCGAACCCGAACCCGAACCCGAACCCGAACCCGAACCCGAACCCGAACCCGAACCCGAACCCGAACCCGAACCCGAACCCGAACCCGAACCCGAACCCGAACCCGAACCCGAACCCGAACCCGAACCCGAACCCGAACCCGAACCCGAACCCGAACCCGAACCCGAACCCGAACCCGAACCCGAACCCGAACCCGAACCCGAACCCGAACCCGAACCCGAACCCGAACCCGAACCCGAACCCGAACCCGAACCCGAACCCGAACCCGAACCCGAACCCGAACCCGAACCCGAACCCGAACCCGAACCCGAACCCGAACCCGAACCCGAACCCGAACCCGAACCCGAACCCGAACCCGAACCCGAACCCGAACCCGAACCCGAACCCGAACCCGAACCCGAACCCGAACCCGAACCCGAACCCGAACCCGAACCCGAACCCGAACCCGAACCCGAACCCGAACCCGAACCCGAACCCGAACCCGAACCCGAACCCGAACCCGAACCCGAACCCGAACCCGAACCCGAACCCGAACCCGAACCCGAACCCGAACCCGAACCCGAACCCGAACCCGAACCCGAACCCGAACCCGAACCCGAACCCGAACCCGAACCCGAACCCGAACCCGAACCCGAACCCGAACCCGAACCCGAACCCGAACCCGAACCCGAACCCGAACCCGAACCCGAACCCGAACCCGAACCCGAACCCGAACCCGAACCCGAACCCGAACCCGAACCCGAACCCGAACCCGAACCCGAACCCGAACCCGAACCCGAACCCGAACCCGAACCCGAACCCGAACCCGAACCCGAACCCGAACCCGAACCCGAACCCGAACCCGAACCCGAACCCGAACCCGAACCCGAACCCGAACCCGAACCCGAACCCGAACCCGAACCCGAACCCGAACCCGAACCCGAACCCGAACCCGAACCCGAACCCGAACCCGAACCCGAACCCGAACCCGAACCCGAACCCGAACCCGAACCCGAACCCGAACCCGAACCCGAACCCGAACCCGAACCCGAACCCGAACCCGAACCCGAACCCGAACCCGAACCCGAACCCGAACCCGAACCCGAACCCGAACCCGAACCCGAACCCGAACCCGAACCCGAACCCGAACCCGAACCCGAACCCGAACCCGAACCCGAACCCGAACCCGAACCCGAACCCGAACCCGAACCCGAACCCGAACCCGAACCCGAACCCGAACCCGAACCCGAACCCGAACCCGAACCCGAACCCGAACCCGAACCCGAACCCGAACCCGAACCCGAACCCGAACCCGAACCCGAACCCGAACCCGAACCCGAACCCGACCCCGAACCCGAACCCGAACCCGAACCCGAACCCGAACCCGAACCCGACCCCGAACCCGAACCCGAACCCGAACCCGAACCCGAACCCGAACCCGAACCCGAACCCGAACCCGAACCCGAACCCGAACCCGAACCCGAACCCGAACCCGAACCCGAACCCGAACCCGAACCCGAACCCGAACCCGAACCCGAACCCGAACCCGAACCCGAACCCGAACCCGAACCCGAACCCGAACCCGAACCCGAACCCGAACCCGAACCCGAACCCGAACCCGAACCCGAACCCGAACCCGAACCCGAACCCGAACCCGAACCCGAACCCGAACCCGAACCCGAACCCGAACCCGAACCCGAACCCGAACCCGAACCCGAACCCGAACCCGAACCCGAACCCGAACCCGAACCCGAACCCGAACCCGAACCCGAACCCGAACCCGAACCCGAACCCGAACCCGAACCCGAACCCGAACCCGAACCCGAACCCGAACCCGAACCCGAACCCGAACCCGAACCCGAACCCGAACCCGAACCCGAACCCGAACCCGAACCCGAACCCGAACCCGAACCCGAACCCGAACCCGAACCCGAACCCGAACCCGAACCCGAACCCGAACCCGAACCCGAACCCGAACCCGAACCCGAACCCGAACCCGAACCCGAACCCGAACCCGAACCCGAACCCGAACCCGAACCCGAACCCGAACCCGAACCCGAACCCGAACCCGAACCCGAACCCGAACCCGAACCCGAACCCGAACCCGAACCCGAACCCGAACCCGAACCCGAACCCGAACCCGAACCCGAACCCGAACCCGAACCCGAACCCGAACCCGAACCCGAACCCGAACCCGAACCCGAACCCGAACCCGAACCCGAACCCGAACCCGAACCCGAACCCGAACCCGAACCCGAACCCGAACCCGAACCCGAACCCGAACCCGAACCCGAACCCGAACCCGAACCCGAACCCGAACCCGAACCCGAACCCGAACCCGAACCCGAACCCGAACCCGAACCCGAACCCGAACCCGAACCCGAACCCGAACCCGAACCCGAACCCGAACCCGAACCCGAACCCGAACCCGAACCCGAACCCGAACCCGAACCCGAACCCGAACCCGAACCCGAACCCGAACCCGAACCCGAACCCGAACCCGAACCCGAACCCGAACCCGAACCCGAACCCGAACCCGAACCCGAACCCGAACCCGAACCCGAACCCGAACCCGAACCCGAACCCGAACCCGAACCCGAACCCGAACCCGAACCCGAACCCGAACCCGAACCCGAACCCGAACCCGAACCCGAACCCGAACCCGAACCCGAACCCGAACCCGAACCCGAACCCGAACCCGAACCCGAACCCGAACCCGAACCCGAACCCGAACCCGAACCCGAACCCGAACCCGAACCCGAACCCGAACCCGAACCCGAACCCGAACCCGAACCCGAACCCGAACCCGAACCCGAACCCGAACCCGAACCCGAACCCGAACCCGAACCCGAACCCGAACCCGAACCCGAACCCGAACCCGAACCCGAACCCGAACCCGAACCCGAACCCGAACCCGAACCCGAACCCGAACCCGAACCCGAACCCGAACCCGAACCCGAACCCGAACCCGAACCCGAACCCGAACCCGAACCCGAACCCGAACCCGAACCCGAACCCGAACCCGAACCCGAACCCGAACCCGAACCCGAACCCGAACCCGAACCCGAACCCGAACCCGAACCCGAACCCGAACCCGAACCCGAACCCGAACCCGAACCCGAACCCGAACCCGAACCCGAACCCGAACCCGAACCCGAACCCGAACCCGAACCCGAACCCGAACCCGAACCCGAACCCGAACCCGAACCCGAACCCGAACCCGAACCCGAACCCGAACCCGAACCCGAACCCGAACCCGAACCCGAACCCGAACCCGAACCCGAACCCGAACCCGAACCCGAACCCGAACCCGAACCCGAACCCGAACCCGAACCCGAACCCGAACCCGAACCCGAACCCGAACCCGAACCCGAACCCGAACCCGAACCCGAACCCGAACCCGAACCCGAACCCGAACCCGAACCCGAACCCGAACCCGAACCCGAACCCGAACCCGAACCCGAACCCGAACCCGAACCCGAACCCGAACCCGAACCCGAACCCGAACCCGAACCCGAACCCGAACCCGAACCCGAACCCGAACCCGAACCCGAACCCGAACCCGAACCCGAACCCGAACCCGAACCCGAACCCGAACCCGAACCCGAACCCGAACCCGAACCCGAACCCGAACCCGAACCCGAACCCGAACCCGAACCCGAACCCGAACCCGAACCCGAACCCGAACCCGAACCCGAACCCGAACCCGAACCCGAACCCGAACCCGAACCCGAACCCGAACCCGAACCCGAACCCGAACCCGAACCCGAACCCGAACCCGAACCCGAACCCGAACCCGAACCCGAACCCGAACCCGAACCCGAACCCGAACCCGAACCCGAACCCGAACCCGAACCCGAACCCGAACCCGAACCCGAACCCGAACCCGAACCCGAACCCGAACCCGAACCCGAACCCGAACCCGAACCCGAACCCGAACCCGAACCCGAACCCGAACCCGAACCCGAACCCGAACCCGAACCCGAACCCGAACCCGAACCCGAACCCGAACCCGAACCCGAACCCGAACCCGAACCCGAACCCGAACCCGAACCCGAACCCGAACCCGAACCCGAACCCGAACCCGAACCCGAACCCGAACCCGAACCCGAACCCGAACCCGAACCCGAACCCGAACCCGAACCCGAACCCGAACCCGAACCCGAACCCGAACCCGAACCCGAACCCGAACCCGAACCCGAACCCGAACCCGAACCCGAACCCGAACCCGAACCCGAACCCGAACCCGAACCCGAACCCGAACCCGAACCCGAACCCGAACCCGAACCCGAACCCGAACCCGAACCCGAACCCGAACCCGAACCCGAACCCGAACCCGAACCCGAACCCGAACCCGAACCCGAACCCGAACCCGAACCCGAACCCGAACCCGAACCCGAACCCGAACCCGAACCCGAACCCGAACCCGAACCCGAACCCGAACCCGAACCCGAACCCGAACCCGAACCCGAACCCGAACCCGAACCCGAACCCGAACCCGAACCCGAACCCGAACCCGAACCCGAACCCGAACCCGAACCCGAACCCGAACCCGAACCCGAACCCGAACCCGAACCCGAACCCGAACCCGAACCCGAACCCGAACCCGAACCCGAACCCGAACCCGAACCCGAACCCGAACCCGAACCCGAACCCGAACCCGAACCCGAACCCGAACCCGAACCCGAACCCGAACCCGAACCCGAACCCGAACCCGAACCCGAACCCGAACCCGAACCCGAACCCGAACCCGAACCCGAACCCGAACCCGAACCCGAACCCGAACCCGAACCCGAACCCGAACCCGAACCCGAACCCGAACCCGAACCCGAACCCGAACCCGAACCCGAACCCGAACCCGAACCCGAACCCGAACCCGAACCCGAACCCGAACCCGAACCCGAACCCGAACCCGAACCCGAACCCGAACCCGAACCCGAACCCGAACCCGAACCCGAACCCGAACCCGAACCCGAACCCGAACCCGAACCCGAACCCGAACCCGAACCCGAACCCGAACCCGAACCCGAACCCGAACCCGAACCCGAACCCGAACCCGAACCCGAACCCGAACCCGAACCCGAACCCGAACCCGAACCCGAACCCGAACCCGAACCCGAACCCGAACCCGAACCCGAACCCGAACCCGAACCCGAACCCGAACCCGAACCCGAACCCGAACCCGAACCCGAACCCGAACCCGAACCCGAACCCGAACCCGAACCCGAACCCGAACCCGAACCCGAACCCGAACCCGAACCCGAACCCGAACCCGAACCCGAACCCGAACCCGAACCCGAACCCGAACCCGAACCCGAACCCGAACCCGAACCCGAACCCGAACCCGAACCCGAACCCGAACCCGAACCCGAACCCGAACCCGAACCCGAACCCGAACCCGAACCCGAACCCGAACCCGAACCCGAACCCGAACCCGAACCCGAACCCGAACCCGAACCCGAACCCGAACCCGAACCCGAACCCGAACCCGAACCCGAACCCGAACCCGAACCCGAACCCGAACCCGAACCCGAACCCGAACCCGAACCCGAACCCGAACCCGAACCCGAACCCGAACCCGAACCCGAACCCGAACCCGAACCCGAACCCGAACCCGAACCCGAACCCGAACCCGAACCCGAACCCGAACCCGAACCCGAACCCGAACCCGAACCCGAACCCGAACCCGAACCCGAACCCGAACCCGAACCCGAACCCGAACCCGAACCCGAACCCGAACCCGAACCCGAACCCGAACCCGAACCCGAACCCGAACCCGAACCCGAACCCGAACCCGAACCCGAACCCGAACCCGAACCCGAACCCGAACCCGAACCCGAACCCGAACCCGAACCCGAACCCGAACCCGAACCCGAACCCGAACCCGAACCCGAACCCGAACCCGAACCCGAACCCGAACCCGAACCCGAACCCGAACCCGAACCCGAACCCGAACCCGAACCCGAACCCGAACCCGAACCCGAACCCGAACCCGAACCCGAACCCGAACCCGAACCCGAACCCGAACCCGAACCCGAACCCGAACCCGAACCCGAACCCGAACCCGAACCCGAACCCGAACCCGAACCCGAACCCGAACCCGAACCCGAACCCGAACCCGAACCCGAACCCGAACCCGAACCCGAACCCGAACCCGAACCCGAACCCGAACCCGAACCCGAACCCGAACCCGAACCCGAACCCGAACCCGAACCCGAACCCGAACCCGAACCCGAACCCGAACCCGAACCCGAACCCGAACCCGAACCCGAACCCGAACCCGAACCCGAACCCGAACCCGAACCCGAACCCGAACCCGAACCCGAACCCGAACCCGAACCCGAACCCGAACCCGAACCCGAACCCGAACCCGAACCCGAACCCGAACCCGAACCCGAACCCGAACCCGAACCCGAACCCGAACCCGAACCCGAACCCGAACCCGAACCCGAACCCGAACCCGAACCCGAACCCGAACCCGAACCCGAACCCGAACCCGAACCCGAACCCGAACCCGAACCCGAACCCGAACCCGAACCCGAACCCGAACCCGAACCCGAACCCGAACCCGAACCCGAACCCGAACCCGAACCCGAACCCGAACCCGAACCCGAACCCGAACCCGAACCCGAACCCGAACCCGAACCCGAACCCGAACCCGAACCCGAACCCGAACCCGAACCCGAACCCGAACCCGAACCCGAACCCGAACCCGAACCCGAACCCGAACCCGAACCCGAACCCGAACCCGAACCCGAACCCGAACCCGAACCCGAACCCGAACCCGAACCCGAACCCGAACCCGAACCCGAACCCGAACCCGAACCCGAACCCGAACCCGAACCCGAACCCGAACCCGAACCCGAACCCGAACCCGAACCCGAACCCGAACCCGAACCCGAACCCGAACCCGAACCCGAACCCGAACCCGAACCCGAACCCGAACCCGAACCCGAACCCGAACCCGAACCCGAACCCGAACCCGAACCCGAACCCGAACCCGAACCCGAACCCGAACCCGAACCCGAACCCGAACCCGAACCCGAACCCGAACCCGAACCCGAACCCGAACCCGAACCCGAACCCGAACCCGAACCCGAACCCGAACCCGAACCCGAACCCGAACCCGAACCCGAACCCGAACCCGAACCCGAACCCGAACCCGAACCCGAACCCGAACCCGAACCCGAACCCGAACCCGAACCCGAACCCGAACCCGAACCCGAACCCGAACCCGAACCCGAACCCGAACCCGAACCCGAACCCGAACCCAACCAACCCGAACCCGAACCCGAACCCGAACCCGAACCCGAACCCGAACCCGAACCCGAACCCGAACCCGAACCCGAACCCGAACCCGAACCCGAACCCGAACCCGAACCCGAACCCGAACCCGAACCCGAACCCGAACCCGAACCCGAACCCGAACCCGAACCCGAACCCGAACCCGAACCCGAACCCGAACCCGAACCCGAACCCGAACCCGAACCCGAACCCGAACCCGAACCCGAACCCGAACCCGAACCCGAACCCGAACCCGAACCCGAACCCGAACCCGAACCCGAACCCGAACCCGAACCCGAACCCGAACCCGAACCCGAACCCGAACCCGAACCCGAACCCGAACCCGAACCCGAACCCGAACCCGAACCCGAACCCGAACCCGAACCCGAACCCGAACCCGAACCCGAACCCGAACCCGAACCCGAACCCGAACCCGAACCCGAACCCGAACCCGAACCCGAACCCGAACCCGAACCCGAACCCGAACCCGAACCCGAACCCGAACCCGAACCCGAACCCGAACCCGAACCCGAACCCGAACCCGAACCCGAACCCGAACCCGAACCCGAACCCGAACCCGAACCCGAACCCGAACCCGAACAACCCGAACCCGAACCCGAACCCGAACCCGAACCCGAACCCGAACCCGAACCCGAACCCGAACCCGAACCCGAACCCGAACCCGAACCCGAACCCGAACCCGAACCCUAACCCGAACCCUCACCCGAACCCGAACCCGAACCCGAACCCGAACCCGAACCCGAACCCGAACCCGAACCCGAACCCGAACCCGAACCCGAACCCGAACCCGAACCCGAACCCGAACCCGAACCCGAACCCGAACCCGAACCCGAACCCGAACCCGAACCCGAACCCGAACCCGAACCCGAACCCGAACCCGAACCCGAACCCGAACCCGAACCCGAACCCGAACCCGAACCCGAACCCGAACCCGAACCCGAACCCGAACCCGAACCCGAACCCGAACCCGAACCCGAACCCGAACCCGAACCCGAACCCGAACCCGAACCCGAACCCGAACCCGAACCCGAACCCGAACCCGAACCCGAACCCGAACCCGAACCCGAACCCGAACCCGAACCCGAACCCGAACCCGAACCCGAACCCGAACCCGAACCCGAACCCGAACCCGAACCCGAACCCGAACCCGAACCCGAACCCGAACCCGAACCCGAACCCGAACCCGAACCCGAACCCGAACCCGAACCCGAACCCGAACCCGAACCCGAACCCGAACCCGAACCCGAACCCGAACCCGAACCCGAACCCGAACCCGAACCCGAACCCGAACCCGAACCCGAACCCGAACCCGAACCCGAACCCGAACCCGAACCCGAACCCGAACCCGAACCCGAACCCGAACCCGAACCCGAACCCGAACCC
Messenger RNA from Amblyraja radiata (thorny skate), 11562 nucleotides. Its product is annotated as titin-like. The record is from RefSeq and is a predicted model, not a curated record. Lineage: Eukaryota; Metazoa; Chordata; Chondrichthyes; Rajiformes; Rajidae.